Anopheles coustani is the source of this 1944-nucleotide messenger RNA. It is a transcript of the gene Lsd-2, whose product is annotated as lipid storage droplets surface-binding protein 2. NCBI's taxonomy places the organism in Eukaryota, Metazoa, Arthropoda, Insecta, Diptera, Culicidae. The record is from RefSeq and is a predicted model, not a curated record. Gene Ontology annotation, cellular component: lipid droplet; cytosol. The transcript is spliced from 4 exons. Gene Ontology annotation, biological process: lipid storage; positive regulation of triglyceride storage. Bases 210 to 1208 code for a protein of 332 amino acids.
CAUUCCAUUGCCAACCGUUCGACAGUGCAGUCGAGUUCCGACACACGCUGAUCGCCGAAUAACAAGACACAGCAGCGCGUGAGUGUGACCACCAAAGCGUAGAUAGACGUACGUUUAACCAGAUCGUUACCGAGGAAAGUUUUUGCGGUAUUUUCAAGAACGCUCGUGUGUGCUUUGAGUGCGGAUACUAUCUGAAAAAGGAAACAAACAUGGCGUCCAAAGUGCAAGAAAAUGGAAAUGCAGCAGCUGGAGCCGCUACAAGCAACACCACCAGCGCGGACGGCGGGGCGCCGACCAAUGCCGCCCUGCUGCCACACCUCGAGUCGCUCGAUCGGAUGCUGAAGCUGCCGGUAGUGGACGCCACCUGGCAGCAGACACAGAACGUCUACGGGCGUGUGAAAGACUACAAUCCACUGCUGACGUGGGCCCUCGGAACGGCGGAGGAUGUUGUGUGCCGCGCGGUCACCAUUUCGGCGCCGCUCGUCCAAAAGCUGGACCGCCCGCUGCAGCUGGUGGACCAGACGCUGGUGAAGGGCAUCGACAAGCUGGAGGUAAACGCACCGAUCAUCAAGGAGCAGCCGGCCGAGAUCUACCAGCAGGCGCGCACGCGCGUCCUCGAGACGGUGAAGCCGCACAUCGAGAAGGUGUGCGAGCUGCGCUCGGCAUCCCAGCAGCGGGCCGCCUCGCUGAAGGAUCUCUCCUGGCGCAAGGCGAACGAGGUCCUGGCGACACAGUACGGUAGCCUGGCGGUGAACGGCGUCGACACCACGGCUCAGCUCGCCGAACGCCUGCUCGACUACUACUUCCCCAAGUCGGACACCGACACUGACGACGACAACGUGCUCAUCUCCGCGAAAGACGACCCCGUGCUGCACACGGUGCAAACCGUCGGACGCCUAUCCAACAAGGUGGCUCGCCGCGUUUACCGGACCGUCUCCACGCAGGUAAAGUCCCUCCGCAAGGAAGACGUCCGGGACUACGUAGCGACACUCAUCGCCGUGCUCCGCCUGACACAGUACCUCAACUUCAUCAACGAGAAGCGGCAAUCGGUCGAGGGGCCACAGGGCAAGGACGCCGCCACCGAUAGCAGUACCACCGCCACCAACACCACCACCACCUCCGCCACCUCCUCGUCCACCACCAGCACGUCCGAUGUGGUCGCCACCACCAACAGCAGUAAAACGCUCCAGCCUCCGAAGCAGGAAUAGGUCUAUAGACACGUUAGGUUUUUUUUGGAAAGAUCGCGUGCGAUGGGAAAGAGAGGGCAGGGGGGGGGGGGGGGGGGGGGGAGACAUAUGCAUAAUCAAGUAGAAUACAGUAGGAAGCGGGCAUCCCACACUCAGCAGCGUGCACACAAACACGCAUAUUUACACUGACCGAGGAGGAGCAUUGAUGCACGUGCAUCGUGCACGCAUGAGAGUCGUGGGACGCAACUACUUUUACUAUAUACAUAUAUUAAUUAUAUACCAGGUAAGGGGGGAUCUUUCCCGUGGAAGCUAAGCAGAAGAUUGCACCAGCGUGUGGGCGAGAGACCAGACAUUGCCACGCGUUGGUUUGGCAUGGAUAAUCCGUGUAAAGCUGUGAGUUUAGUUGUAAAGAAGGCAGACAGAAAGACAGAAGCUCCACCACAAUAGUACCGCCCUCAGUGGGAAAAGCGCGUAGCCUUCCCUGAUAUCGUUAUGGGCUUUAUUUUUUGUUUUUGUUUUUUAACAAAUGCGUCCUUGUGUUUUUGAGCGCAGACGACUUUCCUAUUCUGGUGAGAGUCAGUGUUUUGCAUUGGAUGUGUACAGGCGUGACCACCGCUACUGGUAACGAUGGAAAUCGUAACAAACAAUUGCGUCUAUGUAGGUUAAUUUGUGUUUAAAUGUUUUUUUUUCUGUUUGUUCUAUUUUGAUUGUUUAUGAAGAAAACAUGUUAAUAAAGAAAAAAUCAUCUUUUUUUGUA